Odontomachus brunneus is the source of this 3245-nucleotide messenger RNA. RefSeq names its product cGMP-dependent protein kinase, isozyme 2 forms cD4/T1/T3A/T3B (gene for). Gene Ontology annotation, biological process: protein phosphorylation. The transcript is spliced from 9 exons. The record is from RefSeq and is a predicted model, not a curated record. Lineage: Eukaryota; Metazoa; Arthropoda; Insecta; Hymenoptera; Formicidae. Gene Ontology annotation, molecular function: cGMP-dependent protein kinase activity; ATP binding. The coding region runs from base 1185 to 3245 and encodes 686 amino acids.
CCAGUCGUGAACGCUGUCAGUGAGCGUCAGUCGCGACGCGGAGGCUCGUGACCGCGGUGUCCUCCUUCGACAGGACCUUCUUCAGGAUCGCGGCGGGAAGGCACAUCCGCGACGACGACGACGACGACGCCUACGCGAGUUGCGAUCGAUCGGUCGACUCUCCGCUCGUUCUUUCUUCCACGAGAAAGAGAGGGAGAAAGAGAGAGAGUUUUUUCGCGAAGGCAGCCAGGACUCAUCGGGAAUCUCGACCGACUUGAAGGAUCCCAACAUACUUUUUCGUCUCAUCAUCGUCCGUCACUGAAGGUUUCCGUUCGCACGCUUCGCCGCCGAUCUCGAGGAACGGAAAGGGCAAACGACGGAAGUGCAUCCUUGCGAACGAUUCGCCAAGAGGUUCUCUCCCUCUCUCACUCACGCACGGGACCUCGAGACAAUCGACAACCGGCUGAUUGGCGAUGGCACGGUUUCCCGCGCGGCGCCGUUUCACGACGUGCCGGCUUAUCGGCGGCUGCCACCGGACAACGGAAGCUGCGAAUGAACUGCUGUGAGAACGCGUUCGAUCCGCAAGUCAAACGGACGGAAACGGUCGAUUCGGUUCCUCAGUGUCGCCACAGGAGUCGUCGUCGUUUUCAUCCUUUUUCUCCCUGGGAGACGCACGAUUCCGGAGGAACACGCCGCGAAGACGAGAGACCCUGCUCUUGGGCUCGAUGGUAAUCGAAGACAAGUGGGUUCCGACGCGCAGAGAGGUAGUCGAUCUUCCUUUUGGAGCGGCGCCAAUUUCAGCGUCCACGACGAUGCCUCUGGCCUCGACUAGAGCUUUGUGUUGCCACACCGACCAAGUGUCAUCCGCAAGUCUUCACCGACAACAUCACAACCCUGUGGGCCGCUCUAACGUUCGCAAACAGCAGGAUUAGGGGACGAGCGAGUCGAAGAAAAUGCGGCCGACUGCAUGGAAACACGGUCAGACCGUUGUCGCACCGGAUGAAAGCUACGUCGACAUUGUCGCCGUGCACGGCGAUCGACGAUCGGCCUUUGACCUUUGCGCGCGCGCUCAGUAGCUCGAGGACCGGGAUAAAAGUCACGAGCGAAAGUCUCGAGUUGACGAGCUAAGCGGGGUCGAUCUCUCUCUGUCUCUCUAUUUCUUACUUGCCCGACUCGCCCAAGCCGCGAAACUCCAAUUCGAGGUCAUGAAGGUCCGAAGUUAUCCUGGUCGGGCGGUCUUGGAGGACCCGGAACUCCUCUUAGACCCGGAUGCGACGCGCGGCAGAGCUAUGGAGUUGCUCUACGAAGCCAGCUGGCGAGAGUGUGGCGUCAAUUGGGCCAGCCACAACAAUAACGGUAGCAACGGAGUCAAAGUCGUCUCCUCGAGGCGACAGGAGGACGAGGCCUACCGGCGACCAUACGCGGACAUGGUGUCGCAGCUCGUGACGGAACUGGAGGAACAUCCGACCGGGCCGUCCGCGACGAGAGAGAACGCGCGUUCCAGGGGAUCUAGCAGCACCGGCACCACCGACAGCGACUGCUCCGACGUGAACCAGCCGACGACCGGCAACGCUCAGGGGGGCUUCCUCAUUCCGAGGCCGCGACUCAUCGUGCCGGUUCACACCUACGCGAGGAGAAGGCGCACCGGUGCGCCGCAGCCUAUAAAGAGACGCCAAAUGCGAGAAGAGGGCAAGGUCGAGGUGUCGAGAGAUGGCAAAUACCUGAGCACCCUAGCACCUGGCAAAGUGCUGGGCGAGCUCGCGAUUCUUUACAAUUGCAAGAGGACAGCAACGAUCACUGCUGCAACCGACUGCCAGCUCUGGGCCAUCGAACGGCCAUGCUUCCAAACUAUUAUGAUGAAGACUGGUCUCUCGAGGCAGGCGGAAUAUACUGACUUCUUGAAGAGCGUGCCGAUUUUCAAGAACCUGCCCGAGGAAACUCUAAUCAAAAUUUCGGACGUUUUAGAAGAGACAUUUUACAACAAUGGAGAUUAUAUAGUAAGACAAGGGGCGAGAGGUGACACGUUUUUCAUCAUCAGCAGAGGGCAGGUACGCGUUACGAUAAAACAACCCGAUACAACGGAAGAGAAGUACAUCAGGACACUGAGAAGAGGCGAUUUCUUCGGCGAAAAAGCUUUACAAGGGGACGAUCUCAGAACUGCCAACAUCAUCGCUGACGAUCCGGAAGGAGUGAGUUGUUUGGUAAUUGACCGCGAAACGUUUAAUCAACUGAUUUCAUCCUUGGACGAAAUCCGAACGCGAUACAAGGACGAGCUAGUGGAACGUAGAAGACUGAACGAGGAAUUUCGGGAUCUACGGUUACAAGACCUUCGGCCACUUGCGACUCUAGGCGUGGGUGGUUUCGGAAGAGUCGAAUUAGUUCAAAUUGUCGGAGAUAACACGCGAUCCUUCGCUCUCAAACAAAUGAAGAAAGCGCAAAUCGUCGAGACGCGACAGCAACAGCACAUAAUGUCGGAGAAGAGGAUUAUGGGCGAGGCGGACUGUGACUUCGUGGUGAAACUCUUCAAAACGUUCAAAGACAGAAAGUAUCUUUACAUGUUGAUGGAAGCCUGCUUAGGCGGCGAGUUAUGGACCGUUCUUAGGGAUAAAGGUCACUUCGAUGACAGUACUACGCGGUUUUACACCGCGUGCGUCGUCGAAGCUUUUGAUUAUUUACACUCCAGGAACAUUAUCUAUCGGGAUCUGAAACCGGAAAACUUACUUUUGGAUAGUCAAGGAUACGUGAAACUUGUGGACUUUGGUUUUGCUAAGCGAUUGGAUCACGGGCGCAAGACGUGGACUUUCUGCGGCACGCCAGAAUACGUAGCGCCGGAAGUGAUUUUGAAUAAAGGGCACGAUAUAAGCGCUGAUUACUGGUCCCUCGGAGUUCUUAUGUUUGAACUGCUAACGGGUACACCUCCAUUUACUGGCGCCGAUCCUAUGAAGACAUACAACAUUAUCUUGAAAGGAAUCGACGUCAUAGAAUUUCCCAGAUCUAUCACACGUAAUGCUAUGGCGCUAAUUAAAAAACUUUGCAGAGAUAAUCCAGCGGAACGUCUUGGGUAUCAAAGAGGUGGUAUUAGUGAGAUACAAAAACACAAAUGGUUCGACGGUUUUAACUGGGAAGGCUUGAGAACCAGAGCCUUGGAACCACCGAUAUUGCCACGAGUCCAAAACGCUAUAGACACUGCGAAUUUCGACGAAUAUCCACCAGAUUCCGAUCCCCCGCCACCAGACGAUAUUACCGGUUGGGAUAACGAUUUUUAA